Molecule: messenger RNA, 651 nt
Organism: Ichthyophthirius multifiliis
Lineage: Eukaryota; Ciliophora; Oligohymenophorea; Hymenostomatida
Exons: 2
Source: RefSeq, a predicted model, not a curated record
AUGAAUAAUCUUUACAUUAUUAAAGUUAAAAUUCAUAAUAAUUAAAUUAAUAUUAAUAAGCAAUAAAAUCUGUCUGUGAAAUUUUAUUAGAUUAUGAUUUUGAUAAAAGAAUUCCAUGUUAUGGAUUUGGAGGAAUCCCAAAUUAUCUAAAUUUUAGAACACGAGAUGUUUCUCAUUGUUUCCCAUUAACAGGAGAUAUUUACCAACCUGAUGCGCAUGGGCUAUUUUAAAUAAUGGAACUAUAUAAGCAUUCUUUAUAGUUCGUAUAAUUAGGUGGACCUACAUAUUUUGGACCUAUUUUAUAAGAGACUUAAAAUUUAGCAAAAGAAUGUAAAAAUAAAGGGUCUUAAGUUUAUACUAUACUACUUAUAUUAACUGAUGGAGAAAUACAUGAUAUGGAAGAAACUGUAAAUUCUAUAAUAAACUGUUCUUAAUUGCCUUUAUCAAUUAUUAUUGUAGGAGUUGGAUAAGCAGAUUUUAAGAAAAUGCAAAUUUUAGAUGGAGAUUAAGGUUAAUUAAUAAAUUCAAAAGGAUAAAAACCUAGUAGAGAUCUUGUGUAAUUUGUUCCAUUUAGAAAUGUAAAUUAAAAUCCUAUACUUUUGGCUUAGUAAGUUUUAGAAGAAAUACCUAAUUAGUUAGUUGGGUAUAUGA